AUGGAAAUCAAAGUGACUUCAAGAGAAAUCAUCAAGCCAUCCAAACCCACUUCUCCAGAAAACAAAACCUUCAAGCUUUGUUCCUUCGACAUCCUCCACCGUAACACUUACAUCCCUGUAAUCUUAUUCUACCCCACCUUCACAAACCCCAAUAACAUUCUCAAACACUCGCUUUCGGAAACCCUAACCAUCUUCUACCCUCUCGCCGGCCGACGAAACGACCUCGUUUCCGUCUCCUGCAACGACGAAGGAGCCGUCUAUUAUGAAGCCACCGUGAACACUUCCAUCUCCGACUUCCUGAACCCACCAAAAACAGAAUAUCUAAACCAGCUUCUUCCAUGCGAGCCUUGCAAGAUUCAUCCACCGGGAUCGUUGCCUCAUUUGCUGGUUCAAGUUAACACUUUCGAGUGUGGCGGUGUGGCCAUUGGGGUGUGUAAUCUUCAUACCAUCAUGGAUGCUUGCUCGUGCCGUGUCUUGUUGAAGACUUGGUCGGCGAUUUGUCGCAGUAAAAGAGAAGACAUCGAGUGGCCGGAUUUUGAUUCUGCAUUUGCCGUGUUCCCUCCCAUAGAUUUUUCCCGUGUGCGUGCCGGCCUUGUUUCUUCGUCCUCAAAAGUUGAAGCCAAUUGCACCAUAAGAAGAUUCGUGUUCACUGAGGAGGCCAUGAAUAACCUGAGAAACAAAGUAAAAGAUGAUGAUGAUGGAGGUUUGCCGAAUCCUACACGUUAUCAAGUGCUGUCUUCUUUCAUCUCCAAGCACAUGAUCCUUGCAUAUAAAAGCAAAGGCAUAAUAUCUUUGGUAUUACUAAUGCACAUAGUGGACGCGAGAAGAAAAAGGGGCGACCCUUUAUCCAGUAACUCCAUGGGAAACCUGCACUGGCCGGUGAUGAUACCUUAUGACAAGGCCAAUUACACAGACGAUAUCAGUCUCAAUGACUUAGUGAAAAUCACGAGACAGAAUAUAGGAAGCGUCAAUAAGGACUUGUUCUUGAGGAUUCAAAGAGACCCUAAUUUUCUGCUGAGUGCUGAGUGUGGAGGGAUGUUGAUGGAAGGGAUAGAGGAGAAGAAGCCAAUUCCACUUGUGUUCUCAAGUUGGUGUAAUUUGGGGUUCGAUGAGAUGGAUUUUGGAUGGGGGAAGCCACUGUGGGUAGGUUUCAGAGGGGGAACACAGGAAACAGUUCCUAAUAGUGUUAUUCUGAUUGAUACAAGCCAAGGAAUUGAGGCUUGGAUCACUAUGCCAGAAGAAUAUCUGGCUGUCUUGCAGAAAGAUGAGGACUUUCUCCGAUAUGCAUUGCUUAAUCCUACAGUUUCGUCAUAA
This is a messenger RNA of Neltuma alba, 1314 nucleotides long. Its product is annotated as vinorine synthase-like. The transcript is spliced from 2 exons. Lineage: Eukaryota; Viridiplantae; Streptophyta; Magnoliopsida; Fabales; Fabaceae. The record is from RefSeq and is a predicted model, not a curated record. Bases 1 to 1314 code for a protein of 437 amino acids.